This is a messenger RNA of Daphnia pulex (common water flea), 603 nucleotides long. RefSeq names its product contactin-associated protein-like 2. The record is from RefSeq and is a predicted model, not a curated record. The transcript has 3 exons. Gene Ontology annotation, molecular function: extracellular matrix structural constituent. The coding region runs from base 125 to 598 and encodes 157 amino acids. NCBI's taxonomy places the organism in Eukaryota, Metazoa, Arthropoda, Branchiopoda, Diplostraca, Daphniidae.
UUGAAAAACUUGUUCGAAUUAUAUCAAUCAACAGGAAAUCUUAGAAGAAAAAGUUCUUAGACUAGAACUAGAACUUCUUGCCACAAAGGAAAGAGAAACAAAUCAGUUGGCCACAAAGAACGUCAUGUACAGAACGUGCAGCGAAGCUCGUGCAGCCGAUCCGUCCCUGACGAUGGGAAUGCAUUGGAUCGAUCCUGACGGUCAGGGAGUUGGGGACGACCCCAUUUUCGUUUACUGCGACAUGGCCACAGGAAAAACAGCCGUCCUACACGACAGUGAAGAUGCGAUAGACGUAGGAUAUUGCACUGAUCCAGGAUGUUAUUCCAGAGAAAUUGUCUACACCGCAACUAUGAGGCAAAUGACAACGCUAGCUGAACUCUCAAAAGAAUGCCACCAGUCAAUCAAAUACGAAUGUUAUGACGCCCCACUUGAAAGGAUGGAGUCAUUUACAGUUGGUGGAAUGACAGAGAUGGAAAUCCACAAUAUUUCUGGGCCGGAAACGACUCAAGCGUUCACACCUGUCAGUGCGGAAUCGAUAGAAAAUGCGUCAAUUCUAAUGUUAAAUGCAAUUGUGAUGCAGCUGCUCCAUAUUUCUUAAAUGAC